Molecule: messenger RNA, 1224 nt
Organism: Linum tenue
Lineage: Eukaryota; Viridiplantae; Streptophyta; Magnoliopsida; Malpighiales; Linaceae
Source: the annotation of a GenBank genome assembly
GUGCAGAGUUGAGCAACAAAGCCCAAAGAAAUUAAAACUAAUCAUGUACUAGACAACCAAAGUAGGCUUCAACAAUCCAAACGAAAAGGCCCAUAGACAGGUCCAAACAUUAGGACAUUCCAAAGCCCAAAAUAGAAACCCUAGCCACGGAUCAAAGAAGCCAGAUGGAGGCAGCCGUGAAGCAUCCUCCUAGGAGCAACCCACUGCAAGCGAACCUUUGGUCAUCAGAGGAAACCUCCCUAGGGAAAACCAGACACCAGACGCGGACAAGCAUCAACGCCGACCAAAGAUGAUGAAAUAGGAAAGCGAAAAGAGAAAGCUUCCUCCGGCAGAAGAUGUCUCUGGCAGAGACUGGCUGGGGAGAACUAAAAUUAGAACCACUCCAAGAUUCACUAAGCUGCAACCGAAGCACUCUCACGGACAGAAAAGUGACGGACAUUUGAAGGAAAGAGAGACCUGCAACAGAACAUGAAGCAGAGGAGCAACCCCAAUAGCAGACAGAGUGUAGCGAAAGGCAUCUGAAAGAGCCUAACCAAUCUGAGCAAGACGAAGAAACCAACAGAAAAGGCGACUUCCCUGCCCUAAACUCCACAUAUCUAUAUCCAAGGCAAACAUGCCCUUGCAUCUCCGGGACACCCGCAUUUUUAGGUGAAACAUGUGGAGGUAGAUAUCUGAAAUGAAUAGAAGAGAGCCUCCCGAAAACACGGAUCCCUCAAACACCCACCGGGAGAGAACCAACACAAAUUUAAAAAAUACCAUAAAGGUGGUGAACAAAAUCCAUCUCCGAACGAGAGGAAGAGGCAGAAACCAUCCCGAUUGGGAGGUUUAUGGCAAGAUCCACAAGGGAUUGGAGAAAGGAGAAUGCAGAAUGCAGAAAUGAAAAAAACCAAAAGACAAAGAAAAUGGGUUGUCGCCAAUCACCCGAAGAUGGACCGGCAACACCCCCCAGAAACUUUCAAAUUAAAGGAGGGUGUAAAAUGGUGUAAAACCACAGACACAUUCGUUGGAGGAUGCGGGCCAGAACAAUGCAUUUUGGAUUUUUCAGAGAAGUAUGGGAAUGUGGAUGCUGAAAAUUGCAUAUGCAACAGCACAGCUUCUGGGUCACACCAUACCUGUUCCUGUCAAGUUAUCUGUGGCUCAAUCCACAAAGGCCAUCAAAUUAACUGAUUCAAUGUAUAACAAAAUUCCAUUCAAUGUAACAAUUUGUUAAGAAAUAAAAUCAAG